AUGAAUUAAGAUGAUAGAAAUUAAUGUUUUUAUUGUAUCAAUAAGAGUUUUGAGUACUUUGUCAAAAAAGUGAAUAGAGAGUUAAAAUCAGCAAUAUGCUCAAAUUGUUAUGAUAAAGUAACUAAUAUGAAAGAUGAGUAUAUUAAGAGGGAGAAGUUUAGAGAUUAUCAAAAUGAACAAUUAAAAAAGGCUUAACCAAUUAUAUAUGAAAUAUGUAAAAAAGAUAACGAUAUUGAUUAUGAUCAAAUAUUAAAAAAGGAAUCGAGUUAUUAGUUAAAAAAUUGUAAGGAGAAAUUUAAUGAAAUUUAGAAGAUAUUAAUAGAAGUAGAAUAAGGAAUUUCAGAAUCAAUAUCUAGAUUAUUAUUUUUAGUUCAAGAAUUUUAAGAAGGAUAAUAUAAUGAUUUAUUGAUCACUAUUACUUUAGGAAAAUCUAUGAAUUUUUUGGAAAAAUUAGAUGCUGAUAAAUUUAGAAUUGAGUAAGAUAAAUAUUUUGAAUAAGAGUUUUUUAAUUAUUGUCGAAAAUUAUUAUCAUCAUCAGUAUAAAAUGGAAUAACUACUGAAAUUGUUGAAAAAAUAAAAAAUUGUAUUGACUUUCCAAAUUUCUUAAAAAUUAUUGGUGAUAAAUUUAAUAAUCCAGAAAAUAAAAAUAAGGAUGUAAAAUAAAAUUAUUAUGGAUUUCUUGAUAAUAAAUAAUUAAAAAAAACUGGACUUGGAUGUUGGAAUUAAAAGAAUUUAUUAUAUUAUGGUAUAUUUUAUUAGGAUGAUUUUCUUUGGGGUAUCAAAGUUAUACUUGAUUCAAACACUUAAUUCUCAUUGUAUAAAGGUUUCUUCUCAAAAAUAAAUGAGGAAUUCUUAAUUAAUGGAAUUGGAGAAAUGUUUUCAUUUGAUGAGAAUUAGACAUAGCAUGAAUAUAUAGGGAAAUUCUAUAAUGAAAAGAGAUAAGGAGAAGGCACAUAUAUUUGGAAGCCUAACGACCAUAAGGAAAACAAAUAUACAGGAACCUGGCAAAAUAAUGUAUUUCAUGGUUAGGGUUCUCUCCAUUUAUCAGAUUAAAAUAUUAUUAUUCAAGGAUCCUUUAAUUAUGGAGUUCCAAUAUUUGAAAAUUGUUAAAUAACAGGCAAAAAUAUUCCUCAAUAAGAUUUCCUUAAUUAUGUAAAAUAAAGUUAGAAACAAACAGAGGAAAACUUAAUUCCUAAAUAAUAGUUUGUGCCUCCAAAUAACUUUGGGACCCUAUAACCAUAAAAGUAAUCAGCAAAUUUUUAACCAUUUAACUAAAACAGUUUAGCUCCUCCUUUUGCUUUUUAAUAAUAACAAUCAAAACAGCCAAAUUAAGUGAAUAAUCAAACUCCACCACAAAUACAGGGUAAAUUCUAGUUCCAAAAUUAGUCACCAAUUCAAUCACCUUUUAAUUAAUUACGAUUAAAUAGCAAACCAUGAU
Molecule: messenger RNA, 1438 nt
Organism: Paramecium pentaurelia
Lineage: Eukaryota; Ciliophora; Oligohymenophorea; Peniculida; Parameciidae
Source: the annotation of a GenBank genome assembly